GACGCCAGAGCCUUGUGGGCAGCUCCCUUUCUCCCUCCCUCCUUUCCUUCCUUCUUUCCCUCCUUGCAUCUCAGUCCGGCUCUUUUGCUGCUGCGUCGAAGCGCCUCGUUGGGCUCCAGAGAGCGCUCUGCCUCUGCUCCAUAGAAGCAGCAGCAGCCGCCGCCUGGAGCCAGGGCUUCUCGCCCCGUUGCGGCGGCUGAUGGGCUCCGUCCAGGCAGAGGCCGGCAGCUGCAGUCCCGUCGGGGUCCAGGUCCAGACAGCGGCUGCUCUCUUUGGGAUCUUGUCCAGAGGGGAGAAACUGGAACCAAACCCAAAAAUCCAGCUGACCGACGCCUGGCUUUGGUAGAGAGUGUCCUCUGCAUGUAGUUUGAUGCAGCUUUAACUACCACGGCUCAAUGCUCUGCAAUACUCAGGUGGACUACAUUUCUUCAGGUGAUAUUUCAUUGAUGGCUUCAUAUCUGUAGACUGAACAAAAUUAUACACAAUGGAAACUACAGACGGAGAUGACUGGACAUCGAAGGCUGAGGAUAAAGAUCCACCCCCAAGCCCAUAUUCUGUUGAAACACCUUAUGGCUUCCAUUUAGAUCUUGAUUUCCUCAAAUAUGUAGAUGACAUUGAAAAAGGAAAUACCAUAAAGAGAAUUCAAAUUCACAGGAAGACAAAGUACCCAAAAUUUAGCACAUUGCCUCGGAAUUUCAGUCUUCCAGAAAAUGGAUCCAGGGCCCGAAAUAAGAACUUCAUCGCACAGAGAAAGGCUUCUUUAGGUGCAGAUGAAAGCACCCACCUGAUUACACCUACUGACUCAACACCUUUUUCAGGUAUUUCAAAUGAGCCAAACUACAGAAGGAAGGCCCUCUUAAUAGAGACAACGAGACAAGACCCAAUGAAGCUUGCAGAGGAGAAUGGCAGCUGUAGAGGGAGGCCUCAACUUUUGAGAGCAUCUAGUAUGCCUGCCACACUUCCACCCAACCAAAAUUCAGAAGAAGAAGAAACUCCAUUAACAUUUCUUCAGUCUUGUGAUGCAAAAAGCUUAGAAAACAGUUUUAGCCCUGCAAAUGAAUCACCGGAAUCCGAGAGCUCUAAAGGAGUUUCAUUAACAGCUCCUGAUGGCUUGAGGACUGUGAAACAGAAAAUCAAUAAGCUGGUCCCAGAGACUGAGAGGGAGAACACCCAACUUGGGCUCAACCAGAAGCACAUAGUGAAAGAGAGGAUGCGUCCCAGUGCUUCAUGGGAAGGCCAGCCAUUCAUAUCCCAAGAAUUGCUUGUGGUUGCAGAAAGUGGAGAAGAAGAAUGUGAUACAGUAGAGAUGAAUAUCCGUCCACCUCCAGUCCAGAGUGGAUCAAGCUGUUCCAUGACCUUAGAGUACAAGUUUGAAAACCAGAUCCCUGAAGAUAUAGAACUCAGCAUAUGUGAAACUGAAGUGCUGGAGGAGGGUAAAGUGGUCAGUUCUGGCAUUAGACAAAUGGAAGAAAGCUCAAACCUUGAGUGCUUGCCUUCUGAAGAACCUAGCAACAUAAUAGCCUUAAAGCAGCAUAUUGCCAUUCUGGAGGAACAGCUGAAUAACAAAACAGAAGAACUUGCACAGAUCAGAGUAGUUUUGAAGGAGCAAGAUAAGGAGAUCAAAGCAAAAGAGAAGAGCAUUGAAAUGCUGGUGAGCUCCAAAGCUCAGUUAGAAGAGAAACUCUGUGGGGAGAGUACUAAAGAAAUAAGACCAUAUACCACAGCCAAAAAUGUCCUCCAGUACCAUGAUGCUGCUGUGAAUACUGAACUUGUACAUGAAAAGAUAGCUAAGGAGGCCUAUGACAAAGGGGUUAAUGUAAGACUCACGGUGCCUAUGGAAUCGGUAGAGUGUGAUGUUUGUGAAGCUGACAAUAAGAAUUUGCAGGUCAAAGAAAUGCAUAGAAAGCUGUUCCAUGUACCUGAUGAGAUGUCAAACAUUCCUGUUUGUAUUCAAGAAAAAGACAGUCCAUCUUUUCAGAGACAGAAAGAAAUGAAACAGGAUAAUGAUAGUUCUACUCUUGAACUAAGCUACAACGAGCUGAAGAUUGAUGAACACACUGCUAAUGACAAAAGUGAGAAGAAAGCAUACAAUAAUGUCAGUAGAGGAGAAAGCUCACUGAGUGUUGGAACCACUGACUCAACCACAGGAAAAAAUGAACAUAAUUUCCAAGGAGAUAUUAGGCAAGAUUCAACUGAGGAAGGAAAUAACUCAGAACCAAAGAAAGUCACUACAGACCCCUCUGUGAGUCAAUAUGUUAAAAAAAUCCAGGACCUUUUACAAGAGCAGUGGAUGUGUCUAGAACAUGGGUAUCCAGAACUAGCCAGUGCAAUUAAACAACCUGCCUCAAAGCUCAGCUCCAUCCAGAAUCAACUUGUAAACUCUUUGAAUUUACUACUUUCAGCCUACUCAACGCAAACACCAACAGACAAGGAGAAUUCCAACACACAGUACCAACAGUUGGAAAUCUCUCCAAGCACAAGUCUUAAAUCUAUUAUGAAAAAGAAAGAGACUGGUUACCAUGCAGGAGGUAACGGCACCAAAAAGAACCUCCAGUUUGUUGGGGUAAAUGGUGGUUACGAAACAACAUCCAGUGAAGAUUCAAGUUGUGAAGAGACCUCCUCUGAAGGGAAUUCAGAUAGUGAGACAGAGAGAAAGUGUGACAAUGAAGAGCAUAGAUGGAGAGAAGAUGGUGAUGAAGGUGAUGAAAAUGCAUCUGGAACUUCUCAGUGUGUAAAGCAUGAAGAUACUGAUGGAAAAGAACUGGAGGAAACCCUCAGAGGAAGCAUGCAGCCACACAAGGCAGAAAGAUUUAAACCCUCUGCAGAUUUUCUGAAAGGUUGCCAGAUCUUAAGCAAACACAUUCCAGAAAUAAGAAACACAAAGGACAAAUUAUUGAGGCAUGUUUUGAGCACCAUCAGCCAGGAGUGGUUCCGCAUCUCAAGCAGAAAAUCAUCCAGCCCUGAAAUAGUUGCUGCUUACCUCCGAGAAGUUGAAGUCAUUCAUCCCCAGCUUCAAAAUAUAGUUGUAAAUUUAGCGGACGGAAAUGGCAAUACAGCACUUCACUAUAGUGUUUCUCAUUCCAAUUUUCAGAUUGUGAAACUUCUUUUAGAGACCGGUGUCUGUGAUGUGGACCAUCAGAAUAAAGCUGGUUAUACAGCAGUAAUGAUUACACCUCUAGCAUCAGCUGAGACCGAUGAAGAAAUGGAAGUGGUUACAAAGCUUUUGAGAGAAGGCAAUGUUAACAUAAGAGCAAGCCAGGGAGGACAGACUGCCUUAAUUCUGGGAGUGAGCCAUGAUAGGGAAGAUAUGGUUAAAGCCUUGCUGUCAUCUGGUGCUGAUAUAAAUCUCCAGGACGACACCGGCUUGUCACCACUGAUGGUUGCUUCUCAGUAUGGCAAUAUGGAUAUAGUAAAGCUUCUCUUGGACCAUCCAGGCUGUGAUACUACACUAAACGACAAGGCUGGAAAUUCUGCUUUGUCCAUGGCUUUGAAAUCUGCCCACGUAGAAAUUGCAGAGAUCCUCCAAUCCCACAAACAGCACAGUUGGCCUCUGAAUACAUAAAAGGAAAUGAGAAAGCAUAUCUGCAGAAAUGAGAAACUGAUAUUAAAAGACUCAUUCUUUUA
Molecule: messenger RNA, 3624 nt
Organism: Anolis carolinensis (green anole)
Lineage: Eukaryota; Metazoa; Chordata; Lepidosauria; Squamata; Anolidae
Gene: kank4
Product: KN motif and ankyrin repeat domains 4
Exons: 11
Coding region: 485-3562 (1025 amino acids)
Biological process (GO): negative regulation of actin filament polymerization
Cellular component (GO): cytoplasm; cytoskeleton
Molecular function (GO): protein binding
Source: RefSeq, a predicted model, not a curated record